This is a messenger RNA of Hepatospora eriocheir, 903 nucleotides long. The record is from the annotation of a GenBank genome assembly. NCBI's taxonomy places the organism in Eukaryota, Fungi, Microsporidia, Hepatosporidae.
AUGAGUGAAAAUGAAUUUAUAAAAGAAUUAUUAUCAACCAGUGUUAAUUUAGAAAAGAAUAUUGAUAAAAUAAGUUCUAUAAUGAAAGAUAAAAAUGUGAGUGUUGGUGUUAAAAACAAUAUCAUUUUUAAUUGUGAAUCAACUGCUUCAGAUGAACUUUUAUCAGUUUUAUUACAAAACUCACUAACUAAUGAUUCAGUUUUAAUUGAUCAUGAAAUAGCCUAUAAAUUAGGACAAUUAGUUCAAGAGAAUUCUAAAGAAUUUUUAAUAGAACUGAUGUCAGAUGAAAAUAAAGAUCCAAUCGUUAGACAUGAAGCUAUUGAAGCAUUAGGAAAUUUUGAGAAUCCAUCAUUAAUAAGCUUAAUUGAGAAAUAUUUAGAUUCCAAUGAAUCAUUAGUAAGAGAAACUGCUUAUUUAGCAGUUAGAAAAUUGUCAGUUCUAACUAAAGAAAAUAAAUACAAACUUAACAUCAAUGAAUUAGAUACAAAGCAAGUUAAUGAUGAGUUUAGUGUGAGAAGUCCAGCUUUUAUUACAAAAAAGUCAUUUAUUGAGAGUAAAAGUAUGUUUUUUAAAGGAGAUCUUUGGGAAAAGUAUACAGCAUUAUUAAGAUUAAGAGAUUUAAAUACGGAAGAAUCUUAUGAAGUAAUUAAAAAAGGAUUUGAAGAUAAAAGUGCAUUAUUUAGACAUGAAGUAGCUUUUGUAAUGGGACAUUUAAAUAAUCCUACUUUUAUUAAAACAUUAGAAAGUGUGUUAAAUAACCCAAAAGAAGAAGAUGUUGUAAGACAUGAAGCAGCAGCUUCAUUAGGAUGUAUUAAUACAGAAGAAAGUAAAAAAAUUUUAAUGAAAAAUUUAAACAAUCCAAUAAGAAUAGUAAGAGAAAGUAUCGAAUGUGCAAUAUUUUGA